GAAGGAAUCGCUUAGUUACCUGCUCACGCACUCUACACCUAUUUUUGACUCAUUUAUUGACUGGACUAUAGAGUUUUUUUUUUCCUCAAUGGCGGUUCCUUUGAAUUGAAUAUUUUCAGCGGUUCUAUUGAAAAAUGUCUAGGGAGAAAGAGUUUGGAAAACGUGGCCGUGGUGCCAAUUACACAGCUGAAGAAAAAACAUUAUUGUCCGAGCUGGUGAUGAAGUACAAAUACAUCGUUGAAGACAAACGGAGCGGUGGAAUUUUCAUAAAAAGAAAGAGAGAUGCAUGGGUGGAAAUUGCUCAAAAAUACAACGCCAACUGCACUUCGGGCCGUAGGGAGUUGGAUCAGCUGAAAUCAUUAUACGACAACAUGAAGCAGAAGGCUCGAAAAAAUCUAGGCGAAAGCAAUAAAAUUGAAUAUAUAGCAAGAAUGGAAGAGAAAACUUUAAUUACACAAGAGGAUGUAGCAAGAGCCUUGCAAAAUAUAAAAGAUGACAAGGUGCAGAUGAAUAAAACAGGGGGAGGAGUUUAUAAAGCCAAAACAACAGAAACCGAUGAAAAAAUAUUGGCAAUAAGCAGCAGCAGUGCUAUAUAUUUUAAAUACAUGCCAUCAACAUCAGCUGUGGACGUGAUUGAUAUUGAAGAUGGUGGAAAAGAAAAAAAAUGUGAAAAUGCUUACCUGGAGAAGAAAUAUUUGAUGAUAGGCAUUCUUAACAGAAAAAGAGAACAUGCUCUGCACAUGCUUCAAAUGAAAGAGGAGCAUAAGUUGAACAUGGAAAUUUUAAGAAAACAGUUGUAAAAUUGUACCUUUAAACAGAGAAAACGUUUUUAUACUUACUCC
This is a messenger RNA of Plutella xylostella (diamondback moth), 842 nucleotides long. RefSeq lists its product as uncharacterized. The record is from RefSeq and is a predicted model, not a curated record. NCBI's taxonomy places the organism in Eukaryota, Metazoa, Arthropoda, Insecta, Lepidoptera, Plutellidae.